AUGAAGGUAUUAGAAAAAAAAUACCUCUGGCUAUGCCUUUCGUUACUACAUCUGACAGCAAAUGCUGUGGAACAUGAAGAAGUCGCGAAGCAUGCCAUCAAGUUGCAUCGAGGAAAGGGAGCAGUCGUCCCUCAGAGAAAACAGUGGGUUCUGGAGAAUUGUAGGAAGCUCUUUGGGCUCCUUCGCCAAAAGAACGUGGUUCUUAACAAACUGAAAAAUGCAAUCAGAGCAGUCGAGAAAAACACUGGCCUCUCGGAUGAAGAGAAAUUGUUUCAGGUGCACACAUUUGAGAUCUUUCAGAAAGAGCUGAAUGAAAGUGAAAAUUCAGUCUUUCAGGCUAUCCAUGGACUUCAGCGGGCCCUCCAAGGAGAUUACAAAGAUGUGGUGAACAUGAAAGAAAGUAGCAGGCAGAGAUUGGAGGCUUUGAGAGAAGCUGCAAUAAAGGAAGAGACAGAAUAUGUGGAACUUUUAGCAGCAGAAAAGCAUCAAGUUGAAGCUCUUAAAAACAUGCAGCAUCGAAACAAAAGUUUAUCCAUGCUUGAUGAAAUCCUAGAAGAUGUCAGAAAGGCCGCAGAUCGCUUAGAGGAAGAGAUCGAAGAACAUGCUUUUGAUGACAAUAAAUCAGUGAAAGGGGUCAAUUUUGAGGCCGUUCUCAGAGUGGAAGAAGAGGAAGCCAGUUCCAAACAAAACAUAACAAAACGCGAAGUAGACGAUGAUUUGGGUCUUAGUAUGUUAAUUGAUUCCCAGAAUAACCAGUAUAUUUUGACUAAGCCCAGAGAUUCAACAAUCCCACGUGCAGAUCACCACUUUAUAAAGGACAUCGUUACCAUAGGAAUGUUGUCUUUACCUUGUGGCUGGUUAUGCACAACAGUAGGGUUGCCUACAAUGUUUGGGUAUAUCAUCUGUGGCGUGCUGCUGGGGCCAUCCGGACUAAACAGUAUUAAGUCUAUUGUACAAGUGGAAACAUUGGGAGAAUUUGGUGUUUUCUUUACUCUUUUUCUUGUUGGCUUAGAAUUUUCCCCAGAAAAGCUGAGAAAGGUAUGGAAGAUAUCCCUACAAGGACCAUGUUAUAUGACCCUGUUAAUGAUUGGAUUUGGAUUACUGUGGGGACACUUCUUACAAAUCAGAGCCACCCAGAGUGUCUUUAUUUCUACCUGUCUGUCCUUGUCAAGCACACCCUUGGUGUCCCGGUUCCUUGUGGGUAGUACUCGAGGGGAUAAAGAAGCGGGUGACAUUGAUUACAGCGCCGUGCUUCUUGGAAUGUUGGUCACGCAGGACGUGCAGCUGGGAUUGUUCAUAGCUGUUAUGCCGACGUUCAUACAAGCUGGAGCAAGUGCUUACUCGAGCAUUUUCAUGGAAAUACUACGAAUACUUGUUUUGAUUGGUCAGAUUCUCUUUUCGCUAGCAGCUAUUUUUCUUUUAUGUCUUGUUAUAAAGACUUAUCUAAUAGGACCGUAUUAUCGAAAGCUGCAUAUGGAAAGCAAGGGGAACAAAGAAAUCCUCAUUUUAGGAAUAUCUGCUUUCAUCUUUUUAAUGUUAACGAUCACAGAGCUGUUAGAUGUUUCCAUGGAGCUUGGCUGCUUCUUGGCUGGAGCACUGAUCUCUUCGCAAGGCCACAUGGUUACUGAGGAGAUCAUGGCUUAUAUUGAACCGAUCCGGGACUUUCUGGCCAUCAUUUUCUUUGCAUCAAUAGGACUCCAUGUUUUCCCUACUUUUGUGAUUUACGAACUCACUGUCUUGAUGUUCUUGACAUUAUCAGUGGUGAUCAUGAAGUUUGUGCUGGCCGCGUUCGUCCUGUCACUCAUUUUGCCGAGGAGCAGCCAGGGCAUCAAAUGGACCGUCUCGGCCGGCCUGGCCCAAGUCAGUGAAUUCUCUUUCGUGUUGGGAAGUCGAGCACGAAGAGCAGGAAUCAUUUCUCGGGAGGUCUACCUCCUAAUAUUAAGUGUGACGACUCUUAGUCUUCUACUUGCCCCAGUAUUGUGGAAAGCUGCAGUUAUGAAGUGUGUACCAAAACCAGAAAGACGAUCGAGUGUCUGA
Messenger RNA from Chrysochloris asiatica (Cape golden mole), 2037 nucleotides. It is a transcript of the gene SLC9D1, whose product is annotated as transmembrane and coiled-coil domains 3. Bases 1 to 2037 code for a protein of 678 amino acids. NCBI's taxonomy places the organism in Eukaryota, Metazoa, Chordata, Mammalia, Afrosoricida, Chrysochloridae. Gene Ontology annotation, cellular component: membrane. The transcript is spliced from 13 exons. The record is from RefSeq and is a predicted model, not a curated record. Gene Ontology annotation, molecular function: potassium:proton antiporter activity. Gene Ontology annotation, biological process: potassium ion transmembrane transport; proton transmembrane transport.